Colossoma macropomum (tambaqui) is the source of this 2029-nucleotide messenger RNA. RefSeq names its product polymerase (RNA) III (DNA directed) polypeptide F (gene polr3f). The coding region runs from base 110 to 1054 and encodes 314 amino acids. The transcript is spliced from 9 exons. Gene Ontology annotation, biological process: transcription by RNA polymerase III. The record is from RefSeq and is a predicted model, not a curated record. Gene Ontology annotation, cellular component: RNA polymerase III complex. NCBI's taxonomy places the organism in Eukaryota, Metazoa, Chordata, Actinopteri, Characiformes, Serrasalmidae.
GGACCCAGCCGACAUGGUGCUGUGUUGACAGUAACGCGGGUGCAGUUUAACUGUGAAUUAUCGCCUCAUUGCGUUAACAUUCAGCCAUAAACUCUGUCAGACACGAACCAUGGCAGACGUUAAAGUGAAGAAAGAGUCCACGGAUCCGGUCGACAUCGAAAACAGGAUAAAGGAGCUCUGUCAGCAGUUUCCGCAUGGCAUCACUGAUCAGGUCAUCCAGAAUGACAUGCCCCAUGUGGAGGCCCAGCAGCGGGCCAUGGCCAUCAACCGGCUGCUGUCUGUGGGCCAACUGGAUCUUCUCAGAAACAGCAAUGGUUUGUUGUACAGGCUAAAGGAUGCCCAAUCAGCAAGUAAAAUGAAGGGCUCUGACAACCAAGAGAAGCUAGUUUACCAAAUCAUAGAGGAUGCUGGGAAUAAAGGAAUCUGGAGCAGGGAUAUCCGGUAUAAGAGCAACCUCCCUCUGACUGAAAUCAACAAAAUCCUGAAGAACCUCGAGAGCAAAAAGCUCAUCAAAGCUGUGAAGUCUGUUGCGGCCUCUAAGAAGAAGGUGUACAUGCUGUAUAACCUGCAGCCAGACCGCUCGGUCACGGGGGGAGCGUGGUACAGCGAUCAGGACUUUGAGUCUGAGUUUGUGGAGGUUCUCAACCAGCAGUGCUUUAAAUUUCUACAAAGUAAGGCGGAGGCGGCGAGGGACAGUAAGCAGAGUCCCAUGGUCCAGAGGAACAGCUCCUUCGCCACCUCACACGAAGUGUGGAAGUACAUCUGCGAGCUUGGCAUUAGCAAGGUGGAUCUGUCCAUGGAGGACAUUGAGACCAUUCUGAACACACUGAUAUAUGAUGGGAAGGUGGAGAUGACAAUCAUCGCAGCUAAAGAGGGCACAGUGGGGUGUGUGGAUGGUCAGAUGAAGCUCUACAGGGGAGUGAACCCCAUCAUUCAGCCCACAGGCCUGGUCAAAACACCCUGUGGACUCUGUCCGGUGUUUGACGACUGCCACGAAGGCGGGGAGAUCUCUCCCUCGACCUGCGUAUACAUGGCAGAGUGGCUGGACUUCUGACCUGCAGAGAUGGACCUUUUUUCUGUUUGUUUUUUCUCUGUGGAGAAAGUGCUAUGUCCGUUUUGCAACGAUUCGAUGCAACAUAAGAUGUUUUUAUUUAUACUGAACAGCAAUGGCCGUCAUAUGGAACUGAUAUAAAAGAGCAAAGGAAGAAGGAACAGCAGCAGCGCUCUGGAGCUCAGGAUGAUUCCAACCUCUUUUCACAUGUGGAUAUAUCUUAUUUACAGUCGUAUGCAAAAGUUUGGGCACCCUAAACUUGCAAAUUUUGUUGAUUUUUGGAGUGAGAAUUAGUAAACACAUCCUCUACAGAGAACGCACUAACAGCACAUUUCAUAUUUUGUUUUCUUUUUUUUACCAUAUGUAAAGCUAAACAAAUAAAUAGAAAUUGUGCACAAAAAUUUGCAGAACAAUGUCAUAUAUAAGUUUUUUUUUCCCCGUAAAGGAUGUAGAACAUUAAUUACACUUAGAAAAUAAACAAAACAUUCACUUGCCUAAAUUCUGCAUACCACUUUUUUUUUCUACCAGAACUACGUUUAAGGAGAGGCAUGGCAAGAGCAUUACAAAUGAAAGCAGCACUGUGUAAGGUUUGCACAUUGCAUGCAAUUACACAUUUCCACCAGAGAGGUCUCCAAAUCCCCAAAUGUUACAUAGUGCUGCUUUAAAAGAUUACUUUCACAUAUUUGGUUGAUGGAUUGUGUUUAGCAAGAGCUGGCAGUGCCUCCAUUACCACCAGCCCCCCUGUACUGUGCCAUACAGCAGACAUAAUGCUACAUCCCACCUGUCAGGUUUGUAAGGAUUGUUUAAUUCUCUGUGCAAACGCUUUGGGUGCCUUUUUAGAGAACAGUGAUCUACAAGUUGUUACUUGAAAAAUUUUCUGUGUUUUGUUUUGGGGAAAAAAAACUGAUAUCAUUUAAACAGUAAAAUAGAGUUUUGGAAUUCCUGGUGGUCUGAAUAAAGAAUGGAACUGAAACAGUG